UGAAAAUUGAACUAAUUGUUUCAAUUUGAAUUCAAUUGUAAGUUGUUUAUCCUUCAAGCUAAUAGUUUCAAUUUAAUGAUGAAUCAAGUUUCUUUGCUUUGUUUCUCUGUGUUUCUUUACAUGAUUUGUGAGUCAACAGUGAAUUCACAGGGAAACAUUCAAAAUGUUAACAAGCAAAACAUUGAUGCAAUGGCUAAUAACUUUCGCAGUGAAAUAAAUCUUAUGAGUGCGAAAGCUACUCAGAGCCGUGUAAGCGUGAUUAAUGAUGUAAUUAAUCGGGCAAAUUUGGUUCGAGACUCAAUCAGCCAGUUGAUCAAUUCAAUGUUCAAUAAUGUCAACACGGUCCAAAAUAGUGGAUUGAAUAAGAUCAAUAAUGAUGUUAGGUCUAACUUGACCAAUUCAGCAAAUGAGCUAAGAGCUUUACUGAAUAGACAACUCAAUGAGUGUCAACAUUAUUUACGAAUGAAAAGUGAAUAUUCAUCUGAAACCUGGAAUUUACUACAACAACAAUAUAAUCAAAUUGUGGUUAAAAUUGAUCAAAUACACCAACAAAAAGCACAGACAGUGGAUCAAGUGCAAAAUUAUUGGUUAAAAAACAUCGAAUUGUUGAGAGCAAAUUUAAACCGUAAUCUAAAUGAAAUGUAUAAAAUAGUUUCGUUUCAUUCAGAUUGGAUGGUUGAUAUCAUGAAAAAUUGGGAAUCCAAAAAUUCGGGCAAUAUGGAUGAGAUAUCAAAACAUUUGACGACCACAGAAAGUGCGUUAGAGCAACGCUUAGCUGGUGAAUCAAAUCAAUUGUCUGUUGAACUAUACAACGAAUGGAUCAAUGAGAUGAAUAAAUUGAUAACAAAAAGUGAAGCAGAUGUAAAGGAAACACUUGAAUCGAUAAACGCAUUUUUCAAUAACAGGUUGGUUGGUGAUAAAGAACGGACUCAAAUAUGGCAUUCUUUUCAUCUUGAAGAUGUUUAUUAUUAUGAUCAGCAGUUACAAAUGUCUGUCUCAGCACUGAUUUCGUUGAUUAUUGAAGAGGUAGAUCUUAUUCAACUUGAAGUAGCAAAAUUAUGUACAAAUUUAUGAAUCGACAUGCUAACCUCUCAAUUAAUUUACAUUUUCAAUAAAGUUGAUCAAAAAGAAA
Molecule: messenger RNA, 1132 nt
Organism: Tetranychus urticae (two-spotted spider mite)
Lineage: Eukaryota; Metazoa; Arthropoda; Arachnida; Trombidiformes; Tetranychidae
Source: RefSeq, a predicted model, not a curated record